Pyrgilauda ruficollis (rufous-necked snowfinch) is the source of this 987-nucleotide messenger RNA. Its product is annotated as sulfotransferase family cytosolic 1B member 1-like. Gene Ontology annotation, cellular component: cytoplasm. The coding region runs from base 1 to 891 and encodes 296 amino acids. Lineage: Eukaryota; Metazoa; Chordata; Aves; Passeriformes; Passeridae. Gene Ontology annotation, biological process: sulfation. Gene Ontology annotation, molecular function: sulfotransferase activity. The record is from RefSeq and is a predicted model, not a curated record. The transcript is spliced from 7 exons.
AUGGCCGAUUCAGACACCUACCUGCGUCAGCCCUGGCUCACAGUGCACGGCAUCCCCAUGGUCAAUGCCUUUGCCCACAACUGGGAACGGGUUGACAGUUUCCAGAGCCGCCCUGAGGACAUCAUGGUGAUCACCUACCCCAAAUCUGGCACCACCUGGGUCAGCGAGAUUGUGGAUAUGAUCCUGCAAGGCGGAGAUCCUGAGAAGUGCAAGCGGGACAUUAUCAGCAAGAGAGUGCCCAUGCUGGAGUUCUCUGCCCCUGGGAAGAUGGCAGCAGGAACAGACAUACUGGCCACCAUGGCCUCACCCCGCGUGGUGAAGACUCACCUGCCAGCACAUAUCCUGCCCAAAUCCUUCUGGGAAAACCACUGCAAGAUGAUCUAUGUGGGACGCAACGCCAAGGACGUGGCUGUCUCCUACUACCACUUUGAUUUGAUGAACAAGUUGCUGCCGCACCCUGGGACAUGGGCCCAAUACCUGGAGGAGUUCAUGGCUGGCAGAGUGGCCUAUGGUUCCUGGUACGACCACGUCAAGGGCUACUGGGAGCGCAGGAAGGAUCACCCCAUUCUCUACCUCUUCUACGAGGACUUGAAGGAGGACCUCCGCCGGGAGGUUGCCAAGGUGGCCCAGUUCCUGGGGCAGAAGCUGUCGGAUGCGGCGCUGGACACCAUCACCCGACACACGUCCUUCGAGGCCAUGCGGGACAACCCUGCCACCAACUACACCAGGGUGCCGUCUGACAUCAUGGACCACAGCGUGUCGCCCUUCAUGCGCAAAGGCACCACUGGAGACUGGAAGAACCACUUCACCGUGGCGCAGAACGAGCGCUUUGACCAGGACUAUGCGCAGAAGAUGUCAGGCACCGACCUGUGCUUCCGCACUCAGAUUUGAGGGGACACCACCGGACGUACCCCAAAUUCAUCCUGUGCUGUGGUGGCACUGCUGCCGUUGCUUCCUCUCCCCUGGAACUGCUGGAGAGAAAUAAAA